Piliocolobus tephrosceles (Ugandan red Colobus) is the source of this 4338-nucleotide messenger RNA. RefSeq names its product AE binding protein 1 (gene AEBP1). Lineage: Eukaryota; Metazoa; Chordata; Mammalia; Primates; Cercopithecidae. Gene Ontology annotation, molecular function: DNA-binding transcription repressor activity, RNA polymerase II-specific; zinc ion binding; RNA polymerase II transcription regulatory region sequence-specific DNA binding. The record is from RefSeq and is a predicted model, not a curated record. Gene Ontology annotation, biological process: peptide metabolic process; protein processing; regulation of DNA-templated transcription. The transcript has 21 exons. Bases 589 to 4038 code for a protein of 1149 amino acids.
AACCGCACCCCAGGCCCUCCCCACCACCUUUCCUUCCUUCAAGCCCUCUGCCUUCCCAGUCGCCCCGCCCCCUGCCCCUCUGUCCUAGGCGCAAGUCUCCCGGCCUGGGACGCCUGCCGCCAGCGCCCGCCCGCCUGCCCCGCCCCUCGCCCCCCGCACCCCCGCAGCCCCUCCGUCCACUCUCGGCUCCUCCUUCUCUUCCUCCUUUUCCUCCCCGGGGGUGGGGAGCCGGCUCCGGAAGCCCCGGCGCCCCCGCCCCGGCCCCCGCCAGCGCUUUGGAGACGGCUCUCCGUGCUUGAGUGCGCCACGCGGGGCCGGAGCGCCUAUCGCCGCCAGGGCUUCGGAGCGCCCCGACCACCCCUGAGCCCCUCCGGCCUCAGAGCUCCCCAGCACCCCUUCCCGGGUCCCCUCGCCCACCCUAAUCCACUCUCCCGCCCUUUCCCGGAUUCCCUCGCUCACCCCAUCCUCUCUCCCGCCCCUUCCUGGAUUCCCUCACCCGUCUCGAUCCCCUCUCCGCCCUUUCCCAGAGCCCCCAGAGCCCUUGACCCCCCGUGCCCUCCCCGGAGCCCCCCCGCGCGUGCCGCGACCAUGGCGGCCGUGCGCGGGGUGCCCCUGCUCAGCUGCCUCUUGGCGUUGCUGGCCCUGUGCCCCGGAGGGCGCCCGCAGACGGUGCUGACCGACGACGAGAUCGAGGAGUUCCUCGAGGGCUUCCUGUCAGAGCUAGGACCUGAGCCCCGGGAAGACGACGUGGAGGCCCCGCCGCCUCCCGAGCCCACCCCGCGGGUCCGAAAAGCCCAGGCGGGGGGCAAGCCAGGGGCGCGGCCGGGGGCGGCCGCAGAAGUGCCUCCGGAAAAGACCAAAGACAAAGGGAAGAAAGGCAAGAAAGACAAAGGCCUCAAGGUGCCCAAGGAGUCCCUGGAGGGGUCCCCCAAGCCGCCCAAGAAGGGGAAGGAGAAGCCACCCAAGGCCACCAAGAAGCCAAAGGAGAAGCCACCUAAGGCCACCAAGAAGCCCAAGGAGAAGCCACCCAAGGCCACCAAGAAGCCCAAGGAGAAGCCACCCAAGGCCACCAAGAAGCCCCCAUCAGGGAAGAGGCCCCCCACUCUGGCUCCCUCAGAAACCUUGGAGUGGCCACUGCCCCCACCCCCCAGCCCUGGCCCCGAGGAGCUCCCCCAGGAGGGAGGGGGGCCCCUCCCAAAUAACUGGCAGAAUCCAGGAGAGGAGACCCGUGUGGAGGCACGGGAGCACCAGCCUGAGCCGGAGGAGGAGACCGAGCUACCCACACUGGACUACAAUGACCAGAUCGAGAGGGAGGACUAUGAGGACUUUGAGUACAUUCGGCGCCAGAAGCAGCCCAGGCCACCCCCAAGCAGAAGAAGGAGGCCCGAGCGGGUCUGGCCAGAGCCCCCUGAGGAGAAAGCCCCAGCCCCGGCCCCGGAGGAGAGGAUUGAGCCGCCUGUGAAGCCUCUUCUGCCCCUGCCGCCCCCUGACUAUGGUGAUGGCUACGUGAUCCCCAAUUAUGAUGACAUGGACUAUUACUUUGGGCCUCCUCCGCCCCAGAAGCCCGAUGCUGAGCGCCAGACAGACGAAGAGAAGGAGGAGCUGAAGAAACCCAAAAAGGAGGAUGGCAGCCCCAAGGAGGAGACCGACAAGUGGGCAGUGGAGAAGGGCAAGGACCACAAAGAGCCCCGAAAGGGCGAGGAGGUGGAGGAGGAGUGGACGCCUAUAGAGAAAGUCAAGUGUCCCCCCAUUGGGAUGGAGUCACAUCGUAUCGAGGACAACCAGAUCCGAGCCUCCUCCAUGCUGCGCCACGGCCUGGGGGCACAGCGCGGCCGGCUCAACAUGCAGGCCGGUGCCACUGAGGACGACUACUAUGAUGGCGCAUGGUGUGCCGAGGACGAUGCCAGGACCCAGUGGAUAGAGGUGGACACCAGGAGGACUACCCGGUUCACAGGCGUCAUCACCCAGGGCCGAGACUCCAGCAUCCAUGACGAUUUUGUGACCACCUUCUUCGUGGGCUUCAGCAAUGACAGCCAGACGUGGGUGAUGUACACCAACGGCUAUGAGGAAAUGACCUUUCAUGGGAACGUGGACAAGGACACACCUGUGCUGAGUGAGCUUCCAGAGCCGGUGGUGGCUCGUUUCAUCCGCAUCUACCCACUCACCUGGAAUGGCAGCCUGUGCAUGCGCCUGGAGGUGCUGGGGUGCCCUGUGGCCCCUGUCUACAGCUACUACGCACAGAACGAGGUGGUGGCCACCGAUGACCUGGAUUUCCGGCACCACAGCUACAAGGACAUGCGCCAGCUCAUGAAGGUGGUGAAUGAGGAGUGCCCCACUAUCACCCGCACUUACAGCCUGGGCAAAAGCUCGCGAGGCCUCAAGAUCUAUGCCAUGGAGAUCUCAGACAACCCUGGGGAGCAUGAACUGGGGGAGCCUGAGUUCCGCUACACUGCUGGGAUCCAUGGCAACGAGGUGCUGGGCCGAGAGCUGCUGCUGCUGCUCAUGCAGUACCUGUGCCGCGAGUACCGCGAUGGGAACCCGCGUGUGCGCAGCCUGGUGCAGGACACACGUAUCCACCUGGUGCCCUCACUGAACCCUGAUGGCUACGAGGUGGCAGCGCAGAUGGGCUCAGAGUUUGGGAACUGGGCGCUGGGAUUGUGGACCGAGGAGGGCUUUGACAUCUUUGAAGAUUUCCCGGAUCUCAACUCUGUGCUCUGGGGAGCUGAGGAGAGGAAAUGGGUCCCCUACCGGGUCCCCAACAAUAACUUGCCCAUCCCUGAACGCUACCUUUCGCCAGAUGCCACGGUAUCCACGGAGGUCCGGGCCAUCAUUGCCUGGAUGGAAAAGAACCCCUUCGUGCUGGGAGCAAAUCUGAACGGCGGUGAGCGGCUAGUAUCCUACCCCUACGACAUGGCCCGCACGCCUACUCAGGAGCAGCUGCUGGCCGCAGCCAUGGCAGCCGCCCGCGGGGAGGAUGAGGAUGAGGUCUCUGAGGCCCAGGAGACCCCAGACCACGCCAUCUUCCGCUGGCUCGCCAUCUCCUUCGCCUCCGCCCACCUCACCUUGACCGAGCCCUAUCGCGGAGGCUGCCAAGCCCAGGACUACACCGGCGGCAUGGGCAUCGUCAACGGCGCCAAGUGGAACCCCCGGUCUGGGACUAUCAAUGACUUCAGUUAUCUGCAUACCAACUGCCUGGAGCUCUCCUUCUACCUGGGCUGUGACAAGUUCCCUCAUGAGAGUGAGCUGCCCCGCGAGUGGGAGAACAACAAGGAGGCGCUGCUCACCUUCAUGGAGCAGGUGCACCGCGGCAUUAAGGGGGUGGUGACGGACGAGCAAGGCAUCCCCAUUGCCAACGCCACCAUCUCUGUGAGUGGCAUUAAUCACGGCGUGAAGACAGCCAGUGGUGGUGAUUACUGGCGAAUCUUGAACCCGGGUGAGUACCGCGUGACAGCCCACGCGGAGGGCUACACCCCGAGUGCCAAGACCUGCAAUGUUGACUAUGACAUCGGGGCCACUCAGUGCAACUUCAUCCUGGCUCGCUCCAACUGGAAGCGCAUCCGGGAGAUCAUGGCCAUGAACGGGAACCGGCCUAUCCCACACAUAGACCCAUCGCGCCCUAUGACCCCCCAGCAGCGACGCCUGCAGCAGCGGCGCCUACAACACCGUCUGCGGCUUCGGGCACAGAUGCGGCUGCGGCGCCUCAACGCCACCACCACCCUAGGCCCCCACACUGUGCCUUCCACGCUGCCCCCUGCCCCUGCCACCACCCUGAGCACUACCAUAGAGCCCUGGGGCCUCGUACCCCCAACCACCGCUGGCUGGGAGGAGUCGGAGACUGAGACCUACACAGAGGUGGUGACAGAGUUUGGGACCGAGGUGGAGCCCGAGUUUGGGACCGAGGUGGAGCCCGAGUUUGAGACCCAGCUGGAGCCUGAGUUUGAGGAAGAGGAGGAGGAGGAGGAAGAGGAGAUAGCCACUGGCCAGGCAUUCCCCUUCACAACAGUUGAGACCUACACAGUGAACUUUGGGGACUUCUGAGAUCAGGGUCCUACCAAGGCCCCAGCCCAGCUCAAGCUACAGCAGUAGCACUUCCCAAGCCUGCUGACCACAGUCACAUCACCCAUCAGCACACAGAAGGCCCCUGGUGUGGACACUGAAAGGAAGGGCUGGUCCUGCCCCUUUGAGGGGGUGCAAACAUGACCGGGACCUAAGAGCCAGAGGCUGUGUGGAAGCUCCUGCUCCACCUGCCAGUCUCGUAAGAGAUGGGGUUGCUGCAGUGUUGGAGUAGUGGCAGAGGGAGGGAGCCGAGGUCACUCCAAUAAAACAAGCUCAUGGCAC